This is a messenger RNA of Fonsecaea erecta, 1335 nucleotides long. RefSeq lists its product as hypothetical. The transcript is spliced from 2 exons. Gene Ontology annotation, molecular function: oxidoreductase activity. NCBI's taxonomy places the organism in Eukaryota, Fungi, Ascomycota, Eurotiomycetes, Chaetothyriales, Herpotrichiellaceae. The record is from RefSeq and is a predicted model, not a curated record. Bases 1 to 1335 code for a protein of 444 amino acids.
AUGGCUUCUCCUCACAGCCCCGUUGAUCGGUUUCUGCAGGGCAUCAACACGGCAAAUCUCGAACUCAUGUUGAGUGCCUUUGCACCGGAUGCUGAGGUCAUCGACGAUGGAAAGAGUUUUACUGGAGAUUCGAUUACCAUGCUGUGCGAGCAUGGAAUCAUAGGUCACCAGGCAAGAGUCAACAUACUCGAACGGGCGGUUCAAAAUGACGACAAGACGCGCACCCACAUCAUGAUGGAGGGAGACUUUGGCAAGGAAUUCGGCAUCCACGAACCUUUCGACUUGUUUCUUGUGGCCACGGUCAAGGACGGCAAGAUCACACACCUUGAUAUGGGCGAUGUGGAUCCUGAGAAACCGACAAUGCGGGCAGUCUAUGCCUCAGUGGCGAGCCCUCAGGACCCAUUGUCAUCAGUCCGGGUGGGCCAAAGGCAUCUCCCAGAGCCGAAGGAAGGGUGGGUCCGGGUGAAGAUGCAGGCGGUGGGACUGAAUUUCCACGACAUUUUCACGUUGCGAGGGCUGCUCAUGCAUGAGGUCCGCUACCCAAUGAUCUUGGGUAAUGAAGGGGCCGGGGUCCUUGACGAUGGAACUGAGGUUGCCAUCUAUCCAAACAUGGGUGAUCCUGAAUGGAAAGGGAAUGAGACCAUCGAUCCUAAAAGGCAUGUCUUCGGCGAACUUGUCCAAGGGAACCUGGCUGAGUAUGCCAUGAUUCCCAAAAGAAAUGCUGUGCCCAGGCCAAAAGGGCUGGAUGCGAAGUCUGCCAGCGUUAUGGGGAUCGCCUGGCUGACAGCUUACCGCAUGUUGUUCACCCAGUCACGCCUCAGAGCCGGACAGACCAUGCUGGUACAAGGAUCAUCCGGUGGUGUGACGACGGCGCUCAUCCAGAUGGGUUCUGCCGCUGGUUUUCGUGUAUGGACAACAGGCCGAACAAAAGCGAAACGCGACCUCGCAAUCUCGCUUGGUGCACAAAAGACUUUCGAGCCUGGCGCAAAGUUGCCGUAUCUCGUGGAUGCUGUGUUCGACACUUCGGGGGCAUCGACAAUUUCACACUCUCUAGCCUCUGUCAAACCAGGAGGGACGAUCGUGUCGUGCGGAAUUCAUUCAGAGGGCGCUUCGCCAAAUGUCACGAUCGACUUGUUGCAUCUUCUGGCAAACCAGAUCACUUUGACAGGGGUCUACACGGGGACGCGCGACGAAUUCGUCAACCUGCUAGAUUUUGUGACCACGGCCGGGAUCAAGCCGUACAUUGGGAAAGUCCUACCUUUAGCCAAGGCGACUGAGGGACUGAAGGACAUCUGGGAAGGUAGAACAAAUGGGAAAAUCGUAAUUGAGAUUUGA